This is a messenger RNA of Daldinia caldariorum, 1432 nucleotides long. RefSeq lists its product as uncharacterized. The transcript has 2 exons. The coding region runs from base 306 to 1187 and encodes 293 amino acids. NCBI's taxonomy places the organism in Eukaryota, Fungi, Ascomycota, Sordariomycetes, Xylariales, Hypoxylaceae. The record is from RefSeq and is a predicted model, not a curated record.
CAUAAACUUUGUAUUCAAGAUGUCAAUAAUUCCUAGCUCUUCGCCCUGGCCACUACCCACGUCAUUUGUAUGUAAGCCUGGGACUAGGUAAUGGUCUGUUCUCGACGCCCCGCCCCCUGCACCACAUUAACUCCUUCCAUCGAGAAGAAAAAUGACCAACGCUAGGGAAAGGGCCCGACGACAUAUGUACUGGCUAUUCUGACAGCGAUGCUCAAACUGGUACAGACGUGAUCCUCUGUUACCCUGGUUACGCGGACGGGUGGGCGAGAACUGCAUAUUCUCCCGGCCUUUUCUGUCCCCGUGGCAUGACCACGGCUGCGAGUGCGAUCUCGCCUGAUGGGGUCUGGUGCUGUCCCACCGGCCUGACGUGGGCGGCGUCCCCCCCUUGGUGCAAGGGCAAAGUAGAGGCGAGCUACUUCGUAUCGUCUCAAUAUGGGUGCGCUGUUGAUAAUUUGGCAGUCACAUUUGGCGGCAGCGAUGCGCAUGCCAAUUCCCAGAAUUUCACCUUCGUUGCACACCUAGACCAUGAAACAGGAGUCGGGAUCGGAUACUCCACAGUCACGCUUCAGGCAAGGGAUAUAGUGGUGACAGCACAGGCUAAGGGCAUCUUCCUCGAGGGCCAAACCAUGACUCCAACGACUACCGUGCCCAAUAACAACAAUGUCAACACAGAGGCUAUAUCACCACCCAGUGGCAGUAAUGUCAUCACGGAGAAGGUUAUCUCGCGUAGCGUUUCUAUCCCUGGAAUAGUAUGCGGCGUUCUUGGAGCCUGCAUACUUCUGGGAGUAGUCUAUGUUCUAGGGAGGCGGCGGCGGAGGCGGGGUCGCCAAGCAGCGCAAGGCGAUGAUGAUUCGGCGGGUGCAAGCGGGGAUUUCAGCGGGACCGUCGAUGCGGAGGGAUUAUCUGACGGCUAUCGAAAAGCAGAGCUGGACGCUUCGGCCCAGGCGACCCGCUCCGAGCUCGAGGGGCCGGUAGAACGCAACUACGGCGCGGGCAUAUACGUGCAGAAGCCCGAGCUGGAGGGCACGCGAGCGGAGAGACACGCCGAAGGGGCCGUGUACGUCAGGAACAAGGCCGAGCUGGAGGGGCGGUUGCGCGAGAUCGCGGAGCUGGAAGCGAUUCCGUGGUCUGCGCGGAGGAAGGCCCAGACAUUGCCGCCGUCCCCUACGAUUCCUGGCCUAAGUUGACGUAGCAUAUGACGAGACGAAAGCCUAUAGCCAUGUUUGACUUUAGGUAGGUAACUGGUUUCCCAAUAACCAAGUUAAAAAGAAAGCUCGUAUGGGUUAAGUCUCCGAGGUAUUAAUAACGAAGUUCGGGUCGGAGAAUAUACCCUCCUGUAUUAUCUACAACAUAUAAGACGUCGAGGUGUUCAUGAGCAUGUCUUAUUCAGGCACUAUCUAUGAUUAAAAAUAAUGUAUUAUCUACUACGAAG